Molecule: messenger RNA, 13312 nt
Organism: Gallus gallus (chicken)
Lineage: Eukaryota; Metazoa; Chordata; Aves; Galliformes; Phasianidae
Gene: KANK1
Product: KN motif and ankyrin repeat domains 1
Exons: 12
Coding region: 8357-12391 (1344 amino acids)
Biological process (GO): negative regulation of actin filament polymerization
Cellular component (GO): cytoplasm; cytoskeleton
Molecular function (GO): protein binding
Source: RefSeq, a predicted model, not a curated record
GUGCUGUCAGAUGCUGAAUUAUUGAACUAGCUGAACCUUCUGCAUUUAUUUCUGAUGUUCAGAAAGGCCUAAAGGAAAGCAGAGGGCUGGCAUUUCUGUUACAGUGUUUUAAGGUAAGAUGUGACUUCUUUUGCUGGGGGAAAGAGAGAUGAUAAAUAUGAAGAUGGAGGCUCACGGACUGUCCCAGUCUUAUCUCUUGCUCCAUAAGUAAACCAUGCUGUUGUGGUGUCUGUGUUGUGUGUAACACUGGGCCAGACUGUCAGUAUCUGCCUGUAAGGAUAAAAUAUCACCUCAGUAAGCUAAAAAAUGAUGCAGUGAAGAAAAUAACUUGUCAUCUUUUCCUGGAUGACCAGUUCUAUUUAUACAUAUACCUUUCCAUUAGACUGCCUUAAUGCUUUACCUACAUAUUAAUAAAGUUCUAGUAGUGAAACAAUUUAGUCUUCUGUCCCUGUGGGAUGUUGGGUUGAGACAUGUUCUUCACCAACAAAAUACAGGUAAGAAAAACCAAAGACUAAAAAAACAAAUGAAACUAUAGAACUGUAGCUGACGUAAGUGACCAUUCUACUCUAACCAGAGGUGCUGUACUGUUGUUGCUUUCAUUAAUUAACACAUGCCUGUAUUUUGCACCUGUAUGUUCAGGUUCUUAUCUUCAUUUUCUGCUCCAUGGUAGUGCUGCUGUGCUUUUUGACCAUCUCUGUUGUGCACAUCAUAUGCACAACACAAUCUUUCCACUGCAGAGACAUCUGGGUAAGCAGGGGCUGUGCCUGAAUUAAGCUUGUGGUAAGCCAGGCUGAGGGAACUAAUUGCUUCGUGAAGGGCCUCUUUGCUACUGAGCCCUUGGGUUCCCUCAUGUUUAGCUGUUUUCUGGAGUGAUUGCUGACUCCUUAUUUACUUUGAGGAACUACUGUCUCCCUCUUUGCUGCGUGCACUGUAGUGUGCUGUGGGUUUGGGUGAGAGCAUCUAGAACUUACCUCUUGAAGGGUAAAUACAUGUCUCUGGUCACUGUCUGAGCUAGCUCACUGCAGUUUAAGUGCUGUCUUGUGCAGGCAGACAGACCUCAGGCUAGCUCCUUUCACACCAAUUCUGGGCUCUCACUUCUACAUUUCUUUAGGAAAGGCACUUGAAGUGAAUCCAGUCUUUUCUGUUAUCAAAUAACUACUUUCUGCUGGCAUAAAGCACCCACAACUGCUUCUAGGCCCCACUACAGGACUGCAGCUGGCAGGGAGAAGAAACUCCUUAAAAAAGGCUAAAAAAGGAAACUUGUCACUGCACUGAGGUUUGUCCCAGUUCCUGUCUGGCUGUGUGCCACUGCCAUGCCCUGGCUGUGGAGAGGUGCACACACAGCCAAGGACAGCCUUCUGGGCAGAGGGGAUGGGGAUGUGUUGGAUGGCUUUGCUCAUCCCUGACCUGCUACCCUGUGUGGGGUGGGGACAUAUGAGUAGCCACAGCUUGGCUGUGGGGGGGCAUGUGGGAGAGUAUGUGAGGUGCAGAGAGAGAAAGGAAGAAAUUUUGAGGAGGUGUGCGGACCAAGGAAGAGUGUGAGUACAGGAAGACUGGAAAAAUCCCCUGGCUGUCACAGGGAUGAAGUAUCAGUGACUGCCUGGCUUCUCCUUGGGAAUGAUGGGAUGCAACAUCAUGGUUAAGGAGAAGACUCCUCCAAUUUCAGCUCUUGUCACAGGGCUGUGACAGCAGAGUGUCCAUCUCAGGUCCGUACAGGUGCUCUGCUGCUCUGACACACUAGCAUGGCAGCCGUAAUGCUGGAUAUGUGAGUUGUAAGUAGCAUCCUCCAAACAGACUGUUUAAUGAUGGCAUUUGGUGCUUCUCUGAACUGUGCUGAAUGCCACGAUCAUGUGUGAUAAUGGGAGAGAAACAGCAGCCUUCAUAAAAUCAACUUUUAAAAGCCAAGGUUACCUCACUGGGAUUAUCUGGGAUUUUUCAAUGCCAGGGCUUGCAGCCUUCAUUUAAACAAGUAUUUUAUUUCACUCCAAUAUCCUCAGACUUCAAAUCAGCAGUUUUGUUUUUCACAGCAGGACCUCAAGCUACUAAAUGACAAAAACCUUGUGGUUUCUUUCUCUGGCAGGUUUAACUAAAAAUAUCUAGCAGCUACUUUCCUUAGCUAAGUGUAGGUUUUUACAUUUCAACUUGUUCAUGGGGAAAACAGACUUAAUAACAAACCUGAGUAGAUCUUGGUACAACAUAAUCCAGGGUGGUUUCUGCCUGUAGAGAGCAGACAUUGCAACUUCACAGGGGUACAAUAUAGGAACAACUUUAGCAAACGUGGAGUCAUUUGUUGCUGUGGCACAGGUUAUAUUGAAGCUUAGUCAAGCCUGAUUCCUGGCUUCCAGAAUUUUUCUGGGCUCAUUGGAGCAGUUAAAUCGCUUUCACAAUGAUUAAUGAAGCUCUGGUUAGCUCCAGAGAUCUGAGAGUUUUGAGAAAGCAUACCUAUUGUAGGUGAAAUUAGAUUUUGUUACAUAACAGUACAGACCUGCGUUAGAAAAUUCAGUUUUGCAAAUCUAGCUGUCAUUGAUCAGUUGUCUCCCUCUUCACACCCACAAAUUCAGUGACAUCUUAUUUGGCCAGACAUAUCCACAUGAUGAGCUGGUAACAGAUGUGGCUCAAGUACUGUCCCUUGCAUCCCUCCUGCUCAUAGUUUUGGCUGUGCUCAGUGUGCCACAAACCAGUCACACAGCCCAGCCCUGCUGUAUUACACUCUUCACCCUUCCACACAAUGAGUUUUCCAGGCAGGAACAUUAUCUUACCACACCAGCUAUGUGGAGAGUUCUGUGGGCUCCUGUCUGAAGUAGAUCACUGCUUGUAUGAAGAACAUCCCAAAUAUCCUUGCUGAUGUUUCUAGAGAGAUGAUGGGUAGCAGAAACAGCUGCAGAAGCUUGCAGUGACCCAAACCCUUGGUGAAGCUGCCAUCCAUGCUCUGAACCUGACGGGGCACAGGAAUCCAAGGUGAAGAGCUUCUUUGAGGCUUUCUGGUGACGACUAUAGCAGAGCCUGCAUGGAACCUGAAUGUGUGCACUUGGUGGCAGCAUCCUUUUGCUGUUGUUGUCCAGCUCUUGUGCUCAGAGUGCUUUAAUGCUCAUGUUUCAGAUAUGUAGUGUAAUUCAGUUACACUGAGACUGCUGUGGAAUGAAGAUAUAGGACUGACUGAACAUAACUGGAUUGUGCUGUACCAUUUUUUGCUUAAAGAUGCCUGCUGAGGAACCCCACUUCCAGCUUGUCUACUGGUUCUGUAAAUGUAAUGAGGAAACUUCAGUGUGAUAAUUAGUUCUUUACGCUGAUGAAAGCCCUGCGUGUGCUUUUCUGAUUUAUGAUGUGUGAAGGAUUAAAAAAAUCUGUUAAUCUUCAGAGCUACCUAAAUGUAACCAAAACCAGUCAGAAUCAUCUUUUUCUUAGCUCUUUUGUUAUCAGGACUUGAGCAGUUCAGUCCUUGUCUUAGGAUUUCUGGUGACUGGUAGUCAAUUUCUAGUACUGAAAAUAAAUUCUUGCUUCAGGUUUUAAAUAAAUUCAGGGUUUUGAGUUGUUGCAUGUAGAUAACCUUUUAAGCUAUUUAUAUGUAAGGCAUAAGAGCAACUGAUUUUGCCUUCUGCUAAAUGUACUUCUGCUUUUCUAAAGGAGAUGCUUUGUCCACUGAGAGCUGUGGCUCGGCAUGCUAAUAAAACUCACUUUAUGCCUUUAAAAUGUUUAUUCAGAGUGGCCUGGCUAGCUUACAGUAGCUGUGUGGGUGGACUGUCCUUGAAUUUUGUAGACUUAAUUUAGUACUACACAAUACCUAGUUAUGGAAAACAGCUAUAAAUUGUCUGUGCGCAGCCAUGCAUUAUUGAUAAAGGGUAGAAUGAGCUCCACAAUUCCUUUACUUGAUGUUGUUAGUGCAACAGCUGGCUGAUUUAAGAUUUUUUUUCCCCCCAUUGGCUGCAAAAUGUCUCUUCAUUUUCAACUCUGAAUUUGCUCUUGAAUCUUGAUUUGUGUGGGUGGCAAAGUUUGCAUUUGCUCCAGUGCAAGUAAAUACAAUAGAAACGUAUCCACAGAGAAGAAACAAGCUGAGUGCUUGGGAGAGCUAGGAAGGCAGUAAGUCUGACUGUAUGCUGAGGAUAAAACUUCUUAGGAUUGUCACAAUGCUCAGAAGUGCAGAACGGAGCACAAGGUGCCACAGUAAAUUUCAAAACAAAUAAAUCCUUUAAUAUACAUGAUUUGACACAUGCUUGGAGAAGGUGCUUUACUGUGAGCCAGGUGUGCUUUGUAAUUCCAGUGUUCCUUCAGAGUUUAUGAAAAAACCUCAACAGUCUCAAGUUUCUCAAGAUGAUUUUUCCUGUUGACACCUAAGAUGAGUGUCUACAGAACUUGAUUUACAUAUAAAGCUGUGCUGUAAACUGAGUGGUUCUUUCCCUGUAGUUGAACAAACAUACAAUGAGCUGCUCAGCAGACUAGAAGUUAAUAAAUAAAGUAGUGAUAAAAUAAAUUAAAAAGGAACUUGUUGGCAAAUCUAUCCAAGUCUGCCUUUCCAGCAGAUAACACUGAAGCUUGUUUUUAUGCUAUAAUUUCUGGAAUGGUAGCUUCCCACAGAUUAUUAUUAUUCCUGUAUCACAGCAAGAAUAUACAAUAUGUGGCAAACAAAUACUGACUUUGAAUAGUGACUUAUUUUGCUGCUAUUGUCUGAGUACAGGUUCUUCAGUAGAAAUGUUCAAAACCUCUGUGUACAGAUUUUUUUUUCCUUAUGGAAUGUUAAGGUAGCAAAGCACAAAUAUAUGUGAUCUUUAGAAGCUAUACUGAUGUUUAUAAUGCUGUGUUCUGUGGGGAACUGCUAUGCACUAGUUUAGCCUUCCCUAUUUUUACAGCCUUGAAAGAUGAGAAGUUUUAAAUAACAAAGUAAUUAGGCUGGUUGCGUAGUUUCAAAAAGGAGGCAGGAAAAAUUAACAGAGGGAAGGCCUAACGUGAUUUAGAGAGCCGUGCUAGGGAUUUACGUCAAGAAUAACUCACUCUUCAAGUUUAUUUUCUGGAAAUUGUGGGGUAAAUCAAAUGCAAAUGAUUAAAAUGCAGAAUUCUUACUGACUGCAUAAAUCUUAACUCCUUCAGUAAUAAUACAGAGUCAUUUAUCUUAAGGAGGUCAUGGGGCUGUGAGGAUUUAAACAAAAGCAUCAACAACUUGAAGUGGAUAGUUUUGAUGACAAAGAUUGUGAAUUUUGUGGCUUGCUUAGAAGGCUCCUGUGGAAGGGGAAUAGGAGGUUUUCCACAAAUCAUCUGAUUGAAUCCAUUGAUUUUGUCCUGUGGAUGAAAUGUCUGUAACUCAGGCACAAUGUAGGCAACUAAAAAUUCUGUACUGGUAGAAAAUUGAUUUGAUUGUACAGAAAAUACAAGCAAUUGGACGCUUGCAUGCUUCUAAAACCUUGAUUUUUUUUUUUGGAUGCUAGUUCCUUUUCAGUUGCAUCAAAAUAUAGGAUACUGACUUUUUUGUACGUCUAGCAUAGGAAUUAAAGACACUCUUCAACUUUUUUUGUUUUUUGAAAGGCACUGAGUCAAAGUACUGCUUCUGAAAGCAUGGGGUAGGAGGGUAAAACCUGUGUGGUCGCAUCCAUCCCCACCCAGGUGUAGCACCAGCUGCUCUGUCUAUGACAAGUUGCUGCAUGCUCUAAUAUGAGGGGGAAAGCACCUGCUCUUUCUAUUCUCUUCUCUCUUGGUACAAAAAGAUGCAUAAACUUGUUUGGGUGGGACAAAUUUCAGCGGUCUCUUUCUGGCCUGAUCAGCACUGCAAAACCUGUCUAGGUUGCAGUGUGGCUGCCUUGUGCACUGGUUGCCUCCCUGUUUUAAGCCUGCAGCGUGGCAGCUUGUAGCCACACCACCAGGUGAAGCCCUGGGUGGGAUCGGUGCUUGUUGCAGAGAGCAGCUCAGUUCUUGUCUGCAGCCCAAGCACCAGAUCUUCCUGCCAGGUGAUAGGGUAUCUUGUGUCUCACAGGUACACUCGUGAAAUCUGUUCUUUUUCUUUAUAUGUUGCAUUCCUCUCUACUAAAUUUGAAGGAUAAUGAGUUGCCUGCUUAAUUGAGGGAAUUAUCAUGGCAGUGAUGCUGUUACCUGCUCAGAGGAGACCUGCAGUGAUGUAAACUGAUUCUUACUAAGAACCUUCAGUAAAUACUUAGCCCGAACUAACUUUCAGCUGUGAGAGCAGUGAAUUUUCUGCAAAACUUGCUGUAAGUGGAGCAAUGUCCUUGCCUAAUGACCUUAUAGCUAACCGUGCUUUGUCCUUCUAGAAGCUGUAUUUGUGCAAUGAAGUUGGUGAGCCCUUUCCUUUUGCGGAGAGCAGAGCAGUUCUCAGCACUCUUCUCCCAACAACCCUACUGACAGGAGACUCAGCAGUAUGCCAAGGAGUGUUACCCAUCUGCUAUGUAGCACAUACAGCCUCUGGGUGCACUCCUGCCCUCUACCUCUUCUUCCCCCACCUCUCCUCCUUUUCAUGCUACUUUCAACGAGGUGUGCUAGAAUGGUUUUGCAGAUUUUCCCAGCGUGCAUUAAUGCAAACAUGGCUAAGCUGUAUGUGGUAUAAACAAGCGUGGUUAGAAGUAGCAGGGAAAGUGCUGUGUAGAUAGAAACUGAACUGUGUUGUUUGAGAGAAUGGUUGCGCCUCCAACUAAUUACAAAAUAAUUGAAUAAGCAGUUACGAGUUGCCUCACUGCAAAUUAAGUAUCUGAAGCAUGAUCUGUUUUUUUUAGUUGCUGCAGUUUGCUUUCAAAUGGAAAAUGAGUAAAUAAGUUCUGGAUCCAGCAUAAUCCUCAGCUGUUCUUCAAGAUUUCUAAUUCAUUUUAGUUUAAUCCAGGAUAUUGUUGUGCACCUGGAAUACUGUGCUGUCAAUAUAGAUUUUAUUUACAUUGUUUAUACUGUUUUUGAUAGGUUCCUGUAGUACCUUUACAAGAAGGGUAGUGUUGGAAAGUAAAGCUAAAUACAGAAUAGAUUUUUGAGGCUGGAGAACUCCCAUGUUAAGAGAACAUCAGUAAUGAAAGGGCUUAACGUGUAGUGAUGCUGAAGGAAUUUUUUCCCCAAUAAUUCUGAAAUAAAUACAGUUUAUGUGGAGUCGUUACCUGGGCUGAGAUGGAAAUGUGAUUUUCUCUGGAGUGAAAUCAGAAGUUUCUUAAGCAAACUGUGUUCCAGCUUUCACUGCCUGCUUUACAUGCUUUGCCUGUUUUUUGACAUCUUUUGCUGCCUUGCUGUCAUGCAGUGGCUGCUGAUGAGGGACCUCGGCUGUGUCAGUAGAGAUGCAUCAGCAGUGAUAAAACAUGUUUUCCUUGAUAACAAAGGCUGCGCAGGGAACCAGGUACGCGCUGUUGCUUCACAAAUAUCUGUGUGGAAGUCCAGAUGCUAAUGUCACGUGCAUGCCAGAUAGAUCUGAGCACAGGGACUUAGUAGUUGUCAUAGCAGAGUGCAGUCAAGUCACCAUGAACGUGAGGCUCUGGCUCCAUUCUCCAGCAGCUUCUCCCUCUGUGGUGUGUGUUGUUCUGCUAGUUCCUCCUGGAGGACAGAGAAGGGGGAGCAUCUGCACAGCAGCGUGCAAAAGGCUCAGUAUUAGGAGUGACUAAUAGCCAUUGGGCUUCGAAAGUUCUCCAAAACAUCUGAGUUAAUUCUCUGAAAAGUGAGUAGGUAAUACUGUCUUUCCGAUUUUCUUUUUUCCCGAACUAAUUUUCAAGCUACUGAACACCUUCAAAAGGGUGGGUGGAAAAUAUAUUUUCAGAGAUGCUGGAGUCUGGCCAUGAUUCCCAAAGGGAAAAACAGUUCCCAUGCCAAAUGUAGAAGGGUGGCAAGACAUCUCAUUUUAAAUCUGCCUUUGGGGAAGGAUGGAUUAUUGCACGUUCUGGCCAAAUUAAAAAUUGUAGAAAGGAGGGGAAGGUGUUUUCUGACAGGUUACUGCUCAUUGGUGAGUAAUGCUGCUAUCUCAACUUGUUUCUGUCACAUCACUUCACGUUAACUGCUCCCUUCAUUUUGUUCUGAAUUCUUUAGUGUAAAAUUAAGUACCAACUUCCCUCUGUUUUAAGAGGGGGAGAAAAUGGUGUAUUUCAAGAAGGUUCUUGGCACUUUAAUGAGAAAUGGUGAAGGCAGGAGAGUGCCUUUCAAACUUGUAGUAAUUAAUGGAAUUUCUGGUUAGGGAGGAGUUUGGCUUGUUUGAUGUAACUUGGCAGCAGAAGUAUGCAUCUCAUUUUCUAUGUGUAUAUUUACUUAACUUUCAGCUGUGCGUUAAAUGUGCCUGUAAAAUUCCUUUUAGUCAUGGCUGAGAUCAGAUUAAACAGGUUGCAUGUCUGGUUGGACUUGAUGCAUGACAUUUGCAUGACGGCUAACAACCUGGCUCUGGAUGUGUCACUGAGCAAACAUGGCCUACCCAGCAAAUACUAAUGGCAGUGCUGCAGAAAAAGAGGAAGUUAUUAUAAAUGGAAAAGAUGAAAACGAACGGAAAUACCCCUAUUUUGUGGAAACACCUUAUGGCUACCAGCUAGACUUGGAUUUUCUGAAGUACGUGGACGAUAUACAGAAGGGGAAUACCAUUAAGAAAUUAAACAUCCAGAAGAAGAGGAAAGCAGUACCAGCCUCCACAAGUACCAAGAACGCUGGUGGCCAUUGUGGCGACUGGACUUCCACAGAGUCUCUCUCUUCUUCUAACAGUGAUGAGAACAAGCAGUCUUUCUUGGCAGCAAGGAGUCAAGUAGUUUCAUCUGCAGCUGUGAGACCAUUGGCUUCCUUUGAGGCAUCUCCCUCCUACUUAACCGUCCCCGAAAGUAAGCAGCUCCCUCCUCCUUCCCCACAGCUUCCUCGGCACAACCUCCAUGUGACAAAAACCCUCAUGGAAACACGCAGACGACUUGAACAGGAGAGAAUGAUGCAGGUAAUGCCAGGAGAUGUCCGUAGGCCGCGACUUUCCAGCUUUGGGGGCAUGGGCUCAACGAGCUCCCUGCCUUCUUUCGUUGGGUCCAGUGGGUACGGUCACUUGCCUCAGCAGCUCCACAAUGGUUACCAGGGGAAUGGAGACUUCGGAGCCUGCUUCGGCUCCUCCUUGGGCAGUUCCAUCCGGCACAGCCCGAUGAGUUCAGGAAUUUCCACACCAGUCACCAACGUGAGUCCAGUGCAUCUGCAGCAGAUCAGGGAACAAAUGGCAAUUGCCCUCAAGCGCCUCAAGGAGCUUGAGGAGCAAGUGAAGACCAUUCCUGUGCUGCAGGUCAAAAUCUCAGUGUUACAGGAGGAAAAGAGGCACAUGAUGGCAGAACUCAAAAGCCAGAGGAAAUCCAGUCAAAAUGACGUCUAUGGCUUCAGAAAAAGAUCGUACAGUGCAGGGAACGCGGAGCAGUGGGAGCACCUGUCUCAGGUGCGAAGAGGAGGAGAACUUUAUAUUGACUGUGAGGAUGAGAUGGAGAGUGCAGAGCAGAGCUCUCGAAGGGUAGAGGAGUUCAGGCAGUUGACUGCUGAAAUGCAGGCUCUGGAGAAAAAAAUCCAGGACAGCAACUAUGAGGUUCCGUCAAACCUUAGAGAAAGCCUGACAAAAGAAAGCCGAUCUGUUGCUGUUGGUGCUGACGAAAACAUGAACGAUGUGGUUAUUUACAACAGAUCUUCAAGGCAACACAGAGAAGUAGCUGUGGGGACAGAGAAAGAAAUGAGAGAGUCUGGGGUUGGGGUGACGGAGGCCAUGCUUGGCUUGUCGACAGAAGUUGAGAAAGAAAUAGAGCUUCAGCAGCAGACCAUUGAAGCCCUUAAAGAAAAGAUUUACAGGCUGGAGGUUCAGUUAAAGGAGACAACCCAUGACAGGGAAAUGACCAAAUUAAAACAGGAGCUGCAGGCGGCUGGAUCUAGAAAAAAAGUAGAUAAAGCCAUGAUGGCUCAGCCCCUUGUCGUCAGCAGAAUGGUGGAGGCUGUGGUACAAAUGAGAGACCAAAUGGUUGGAGACCACGUGCAUGUUGCUGAUUCGUCUGUAGGCAGCCAUUUGCAGAUGAGCAGCGUGGGCACCUCCUGCAGGCCAGCGGUACGGAGUACGGCGGCAGGCCCUGAGCUGCUCAUGAGCCGCUGGCUUGUGAGGGAGAGGGCAGAGAUGCGAGACCAGUGCACAGGGAGGUGCGUGGAGCUGCUUGACAAGAAGGUGGGUGUGGAGACCAGUGUCUGCGAGACAGGCGUCAACACAGAGGAGUCCGUUGGUGACCUGAGUCUCUGCAGGACAGCACGGGAGGUCCGGGAGACGAGGUCGAUCGGCUGCGGGGACUGCUCAGUGGAUGUGGUUGUUUGUGCCCCAAAGGAGUGCGUCUCCCGCCAGACGGCCACAGAGACUGUGUGCAGGGCAGAAGCCACAGUCAUGGCUGUGCCUUCCACUGCCACCCAGCAGACCAGCACGGCUAUGGAGAUGGUGAGCCGAUGCACCAAUACAGAGGCACCGGUGGCAGUGGACUGUGGCACCAACACUGUUCCAAGCAGCCGUGACCAGCAAACCAGCACAGUGAGUGUGGAGAUGCGGACUGUGGCAGUUGGGGACGGCCGGGUGAAGGACAUACACGCAUCUGCUAAAAUGCGUUCGGUUGGAGUAGGGACCUUGCUUUCCAGUCACCCUGGCUUUGAAAAACUCUCUGUGAUAAAAACCAAAGACUGCGGUGUUGGGCAGAUAAACAUUAAUGAGAACUAUCUAGUUGGUCUUAAAAUGAGAAGCAUUGCCUGUGGUCCCCCUCCCCUGGUGGUUGUACCGACCAGUACCAGGAGCAUUGGUGUUGGGGGUGAUCCAGUGUGCGAGUCCGUGAGCAGCCUCCUGGAAAGCCCGCUGCCUCCACCUGAGCUGAGGACGGGCUUGGAUCACUACAUUGAGCGUGUGCAGAAGCUGUUACAGGAGCAGCAGAUGCUGCUUGCCGAAAAUUACAGCGAAUUGGCAGAAGCCUUUGGUGAGCCACACUCCCAGAUUGGAUCACUCAAUUCACAGCUGAUCAGUACCCUCACAUCCAUCAAUUCCGUCAUGAAAUAUGCCAGCACGGAGGAGCUGCGGAGCCUGGACCUUCAGAAACAGUGCAUGGAGAAAAGCACUGCAUCAGGUGCUACCUUGGAAUACAUCCCUCACGGCCAACUUGCAAACACCCACUUAACUUCAAAUUUGCGAGCGCUGAAAUUGGAGCAGGACGCAGUGCCUGCUCAGGAGGAGAAGACGACUCCUCUGGUGGAAGCUGCUCGGGGAAGGAAGUCCUUUUCUUCUCAGGACAAAACUCUAGCUGCAAUUAACCUGACAGAUGACCAGCUUGCCUCUGGCCUUUAUGUGUGUAGUAACAGUGAAAACACACUCAAGUCUAUCAUGAAGAAAAGGGAUGGAAAAAAGGAUUUGAGCAACACCAAGAAGAACCUGCAGUUUGUCGGCAUUAACGGCGGGUAUGAAACUACAUCCAGUGAUGACUCCAGCUCUGAGGAGAGCUCCUCCUCGGACUCAGAGGAAGAAUGUGAGGGCCAUGCGUACCCCCAUGACCAUGUUACGGACGGGGAACACCCCGUGCUUGGUCCCCCAGAGACAAGUGCUGCAGGGACUGCGAAGGACGGGCCUCCCCUGGAAUGCGAGGCUGAGGAGGUGGAGAUCAGGGAGAGGUACGAACUAAGUGAAAAGAUGCUUUCUGCUUGUCACCUGCUGAAAAACAACAUAGAUGACCCCAAGGCAUUGACCAACAAAGAUGUGAGGUUUUGUUUAAAUACCAUCCAGCACGAGUGGUUUCGUGUCUCAAGUCAGAAGUCGGCUGUUCCUGAAAUGGUUGGAGACUACAUAACUGCUUUUGAAGAGAUUUCUCCUGCUGUCCUCAGACAUAUUAUCAAUGUGGCGGAUGGAAAUGGGAACACAGCUCUGCAUUACAGCGUCUCACAUUCUAACUUUGAAAUUGUAAAGCUUCUUUUGGAUGCAAAUGUCUGUAACGUAAACCAUCAGAACAAGGCCGGCUAUACCCCCAUCAUGCUCGCCGCUCUCGCAGCUGUGGAAGCUGAGAAGGACAUGAGGAUAGUGGAGGAACUGUUCAGCUGUGGGGAUGUGAAUGCAAAAGCCAGUCAGGCUGGUCAGACUGCCCUGAUGCUUGCUGUGAGUCAUGGGCGAAUAGAUAUGGUUAAAGCUUUGCUGGCCUGUGGUGCAGAUGUCAAUAUCCAGGAUGAUGAGGGUUCUACAGCUUUGAUGUGUGCUAGCGAACAUGGACAUGUUGAAAUAGUCAAACUUUUGCUGGCUCAGCCUGGGUGUAAUGGCACCCUGGAGGACAAUGAUGGCAGCACAGCACUUUCAAUAGCCCUGGAAGCUGGACAUAAAGACAUAGCAGUUCUCCUUUAUGCACACGUCAACUUUUCCAAAACCCAGUCACCGGGCACUCCUAGACUUAGCAGAAAGACAUCUCCCGGUCCUACCCACAGAGCUACAUUUGAGUAGUGCUGCAUGAAUACCUGUAAAAAUCGCAAUGCCAUCUUUAAGCUGCUAAAUGUUACUGUUUUACUGAGACAGAUACUGAAUGUAAUUGUCUUGUGCCUGAACUCACCAGCAAAGUGAAAGCAGAGACCUAGUGCUAAAGAUAAAAAAAAAAAACCUUAAACUUGAAGCAAGCAUAUAGUUAGGUAGUACUCAGCUGAGAGCCUUAGCCAGAACUGUUCUUUUUGCUCACCUGCUCAUCUUUCCAUACACUGGCAUUAAUGCUGUUUUUCUCUUAGAUUGUCUUUCCCUAUGUUAUGUACUGCCUGAGAGGUCUAAAGCUAUCCUUGCGGGGGGGGUCCCAGUGGCUUGUUUUACAUCAUUCUAAAACAUUUAUAUUUACUGUGCCUAAACCUUAUCGCAGUAACUCUCAUAAAUUUCAUUCCAACACAAUUUUGAUGUUUUUAAUUAUUUUGAAAUUGAGAAGUUGCAGUUGCUUAUAUAAUGAGCUCCAUGAAGCUUGAGCUGGUGGGUGACUGGAUUAGAUGUUGGGGAUAGAUCCUCUCGUGAGUUCAGAAGUUCACUAAGUAACUUGUUGCUAAUUGGGGAUAAUGUAUAACUUUUAUACGAAAGAUAAAAUUAACUCGCACAGUAUUUUCAACAUUUUAUAUUCCUUAGUAAUUAAAAACUACAUGAAGAAUUACAUGUCAUGUUACCAUAUUUUUAUUAACUGUGUCAGUGUAUAAGCUCCAUUCAUGUUUAUUGGAGAGUAAAAUUACAAGUACCAGCUGUAUAUUCCCCGAGUGGAAAUAAGUGUAGUUCUUCGUGCAUAUUUAUGGAAUGCUACUACCUUGUCACAUUCACUUUAGUCAUGUGUAUUUAAAUGUUUGAAGUGCCUUAGACUCUUGCCAUAUUUUCAGAAUAAAAUUUCAUUAUGCUGUUUUA